AUGUGGUCAAUGUCGUCCCAAUAUGGCAUGUCGAAUGCAUUUGGGAUGCCUUAUCAACAAGGAAAUUUCAUGCCGACUGGAUUCUCUAGUAGCCCCAUUGAAGUCUCAAGACCUUGCACGAUCCCGGAGGUUGAAGGACUCGACAACAUUUGCCUUGAUACAGAUUCAGAAAAAACCAAAGAAGUUGAGCCUAAAAGACGGGGUAAAGCGACAACAAUGCCGUGGACACAUGAUGAGGAUGUUUUACUAUGUCGAGCUUUCUGUACCAUCUCAAGUGAUCCGGUCAUUGGCCCUCAGGAAACGUCCGAAGGUUUUUGGAGGCGAAUUGUACAAUACUAUAAUGAAGCCGGUGAAGCACGAAACCUCACUCAGAGAACUAUGGAGUCAGCAAAAUCUCAUUUUUAUGCGUUUCAUGAAGAUUGCCUAAAAUUUAAUGCGUCAAUAAACAGACAACCCGAGGAGGAAAGAAAGCCAGAAUAUCUGAUACUGGAGAUCACACUGCUGGCUCUGGGCAAGAUGUCGAGCCUAGUGGUGAUGGUGAGGACAGAUGUGUGCGUCCACCAAUUGGCCAAAAAGCAGCAAAGGCUGGGAAGAGAAAGAGAAAAGCAACUGCAGGAGGAAGCACCGGUGCAUAUGUCGACCGUCUGUUAG
Messenger RNA from Striga hermonthica, 651 nucleotides. Lineage: Eukaryota; Viridiplantae; Streptophyta; Magnoliopsida; Lamiales; Orobanchaceae. The record is from the annotation of a GenBank genome assembly.